This is a messenger RNA of Brassica oleracea var. oleracea, 805 nucleotides long. RefSeq names its product UPF0235 protein C15orf40 homolog. The record is from RefSeq and is a predicted model, not a curated record. Lineage: Eukaryota; Viridiplantae; Streptophyta; Magnoliopsida; Brassicales; Brassicaceae. Bases 81 to 470 code for a protein of 129 amino acids. The transcript has 3 exons.
ACCUUCUAAAAAGCCUAUGAAAUAAAAACACAAGAUUCCACCGAUUAAGAAAGGAAGCCUCCUUCGCCGGAUAAAAAAACAUGGCUCCGACGAAGAGAGGAAAGAAGAGCAAUUCGGCCGCAUCAACGACGGUAAAACCCACCGCCGAUAACACUUCGAGCUUUCCGGCAUGUUUGCGCCUCCUUACGCCUUCCUCCGUCGCCAUCACCAUCCACGCGAAGCCUGGUUCCAAAUCUGCCUCCAUCACCGAUGUGAGCGACGAAGCGGUGGGCGUUCAGAUCGAUGCUCCGGCAAGGGAUGGUGAGGCUAACGCUGCACUUCUCGAGUACAUGAGCUCUGUGUUGGGGGUGAAAAGAAGACAAGUUUCAUUGGGUUCAGGAUCCAAGUGUCGAGAUAAAGUUUUGAUUGUCGAGGAUAUGACCCAACAAAGAGUCUUCCAAGCUCUGUCCGAAGCAUCAAAACCUACUUAAAAGUCUCCCCAAGACUGUAACUUUGUGGAGGAAACGAAGCACUAGAAGUUUAAGUGGUUGAUGAAGAUUUUUUCAGACUUGUAAUAGAGAGAUCAUUGGUCAGGUAUACUAUGGUUAUAUCUUUAGACUAUUGCUUGUUAUUACCAAGUUGUGUUUAGUCUAUACUCCUAAUUGAUCUGAAGCCAUAGAGUGAACUUUUUAACUUGGGAUUUAGGAUGGCUUCUCUAUGUCUUUGUUCAUCCUUACUUAUCUUUACUUCAUUGAAGUGAAAGUUGUGUACAUUAGUAGGCUAUCUGGUAUUUUGUUGAAUACAAAGAAAGCUAUUAGCUUUAAGA